AUGCCUUCCGCCUCCAAGGAGAAGCGCCUCGCAAAGAAGGCCGCUGAGGGCAAGCUCAAGGGCGGUAAGGCCGCCAAGCAGGCCGAGCCUGAGCUCGAUGCCCACGGCAACCCCAUCGUCAGCGAUGAACCCGCUACCAACGACAAGAGUGCCGCCGAGAUCGACCGCCUGGCCUCGCAGAUGGACAAGCACGGUAUCUCCGACCGUGUCACCACUGGUGUCCUCUCUUCGGUCGCCUCCAGCAAGGACGUCAAGAUCACCAGCGCCAGUCUCGUGUUCCACGGACGUGUGCUCAUCACAGACUCGACCAUGGAGUUGUCCUUUGGUCGCCGCUACGGUCUCCUUGGAGAGAACGGCUGCGGAAAGUCCACCCUCCUCAAGGCCAUUGCCGCCCGCGAGUACCCCGUCCCCGAGCACGUCGACAUCUACCUGCUGAACGAGGGUGCCCCUCCCAGCGAGCUCGGUGCCCUCGAGUGGGUCGUCAAGGAAGCCGAGACUGAGCUGGAGCGCCUGGACAAGCUCGCCGAGAAGCUCCUUGAAGACGAAGGCCCUGAGAGCCCCGUCCUCAUCGAUCUCUACGAACACAUGGACAAGAUGGACCCCUCCACCUUUGCUACCCGUGCCUCUCUCAUCCUGACUGGUCUCGGUUUCAACAAGAAGACCCUCCACAAGAAGACCAAGGACAUGUCUGGUGGCUGGAGAAUGCGUGUCGCUCUUGGAAAGGCCCUCUUCGUCAAGCCCUCGUUGCUCCUGCUCGAUGACCCCACUGCCCAUUUGGAUCUCGAAGCCUGUGUGUGGCUCGAGGAGUACCUCAAGAAGUGGGAGCGCACCCUUGUCCUCGUCUCCCACUCGAUGGAUUUCCUGAACGGUGUCUGCAACCAGAUGAUCGACAUGCGCGACAAGGAGCUCAAGUACUACGGUGGUAACUACGACUCGUACCAGAAGACACGGUCCGAGAACGAGACCAACCAGAUGAAGGCCUACACCAAGCAGCAGGAUGAAAUUGUCCACAUCAAGAAGUUCAUUGCCAGUGCUGGUACCUAUGCCAACUUGGUCAAGCAGGCCAAGUCCCGCCAAAAGAUUCUCGACAAGAUGGAGGCCGAUGGCUUCAUCCAGCCCGUGACACCCGACCGUGUGUUCAGUUUCCGCUUCGCCGAUGUGGAGAAGCUGCCCCCUCCCGUUCUGUCUUUCGACAACGUCACAUUCUCGUACUCCGGAAACCCCGAGGAUGACCUCUACCGCAACCUCGAACUUGGUUUCGACAUGGACUCCCGAACAGCCCUUGUCGGCCCCAACGGUGUGGGCAAGUCGACUCUGCUGCGUCUCAUGACCGGCAAGCUAUCGCCCACUGGUGGUUCCGUCACCCGCCACACUCACUUGAAGCUCGGUCUCUACUCGCAGCACAGCGCUGAGCAGCUUGACCUGACCAAGUCGGCGCUCGACUUUGUGCGCGACAAGUACCCCCAGAAGUCGCAAGACUACCAGUACUGGCGCCAACAGCUUGGCAAGUACGGUCUCAGCGGAGACUCCCAGACUGCCCUGAUGGGCACCCUGUCAGAGGGCCAGAAGAGCCGUAUCGUCUUUGCCCUGCUCGCCAUCGAGAGCCCCAACAUGCUGCUGCUCGACGAGCCUACCAACGGUCUUGAUAUCCCCACCAUUGACAGUCUCGCGGACGCCAUCAAUGCUUAUAGCGGCGGUGUUGUCGUCGUGUCCCACGACUUCCGUCUCCUCGACAAGAUUGCCAAGCAGAUUCUCGUGUGCGACAACCGUGCGAUCCAGGAAUGGGAUGGCAGCAUUGGCGAGUACAAGAACUACCUGCGCAAGAAGAUGAUCAACGCCGGCGCUGUCUAA
Emericellopsis atlantica is the source of this 1851-nucleotide messenger RNA. RefSeq names its product P-loop containing nucleoside triphosphate hydrolase protein. The record is from RefSeq and is a predicted model, not a curated record. NCBI's taxonomy places the organism in Eukaryota, Fungi, Ascomycota, Sordariomycetes, Hypocreales, Bionectriaceae. Bases 1 to 1851 code for a protein of 616 amino acids. The transcript is spliced from 2 exons. Gene Ontology annotation, molecular function: ATP hydrolysis activity; ATP binding.